AUGCAAGACCAGAGGAAAAACGGGGAAAAUGUAUUGUUCUGUUCUUAUCGUGAUAUUUUAAAUGAUCCCAGACGUUUCUUCAACUGUGAUGAAACGGGAUUGCAAACAUGCCCAGAAUCGGGGCGUAUUUUUGGACCAAAUGCGUUAAAGGAUUUUUAUGAUAUUGCAUCUGGGAAUGAGAAAGAAUGUGUUACUGUACUAUGUACUUAUAGUGCUGAUGGUGGAGGAACUCUACCGAUGGUUUUUUAUCCAUACAAAAGAAUAUCGACUUCGAUAAUGACUUCUUUCCCUGGAAAAUGGCUAAUUGGAAGGUUAGAUACUAGUUGA
Messenger RNA from Cinara cedri, 327 nucleotides. Lineage: Eukaryota; Metazoa; Arthropoda; Insecta; Hemiptera; Aphididae. The record is from the annotation of a GenBank genome assembly.